Hylaeus volcanicus is the source of this 1642-nucleotide messenger RNA. Its product is annotated as peptidyl-prolyl cis-trans isomerase-like. The record is from RefSeq and is a predicted model, not a curated record. Gene Ontology annotation, molecular function: peptidyl-prolyl cis-trans isomerase activity. The transcript has 3 exons. NCBI's taxonomy places the organism in Eukaryota, Metazoa, Arthropoda, Insecta, Hymenoptera, Colletidae. Gene Ontology annotation, biological process: protein peptidyl-prolyl isomerization; protein folding. Gene Ontology annotation, cellular component: intracellular membrane-bounded organelle. The coding region runs from base 175 to 804 and encodes 209 amino acids.
ACGUUUGUUCGUUCAAUAACCGUCGAUGCCAAGCUGAAAAUCACCAUUCCGUUACAUAAUAAUCAUACAAAAUAAUAAUUGAAAGGCCGAAAAAUAUAAUACGACCCGUAUUAAGCCAUAGCGGAGAAAGAUCGAUCCGUUUCGAACUGAUUUCGUAGGUAACAAUUUUCGAACAUGGCGUUGGGAUUGAUCUGCCGGUUGUCAAUUGAUUCGACCUUCAGCCAUUUGAGUCAUUUGGAAGCCACCGCCCGCCGGAGUCGAUCGUCUUUCGCAUUGCUCGCCAGAACAUUCGCUGCCGCCGCCGAGAAAAUGGGUUUGCCGCGUGUUUUCUUCGAUAUGACUGCAAACGAUAAGCCCGUGGGCCGGAUCGUGAUGGAGUUGAGAAGCGAUGUUGUUCCAAAGACUGCAGAAAACUUUCGUGCCCUAUGUACUGGCGAGAGGGGAUUCGGGUACAAAGGAAGCAGCUUCCAUAGAGUGAUACCAACUUUCAUGUGCCAAGGUGGCGAUUUCACCAAUCAUAAUGGCACUGGUGGAAAAUCUAUUUACGGACCAAGAUUCGAUGAUGAAAACUUCAUAUUGAAGCACACCGAACCUGGCAUUCUUUCUAUGGCAAAUGCUGGUCCAAAUACCAAUGGUAGCCAGUUCUUCAUUACCAGUGACAAGACAAGUUGGCUUGAUGGCAAACAUGUUGUCUUUGGAAAAGUUGUUGAAGGAAUGGAUGUGUUUAAAAAAUUGGAGUCAAUGGGAUCUGAGAGUGGGAAGACUUCAAAGAAGAUUGUGGUAGCCAACUGUGGAGAACUGUAGAUCGUUCAACUAGAUACUGUAAUAACUGCAUUUUGAUUUAGCUGUUGCAUACAACUGUUGCUGUCUUUAUUGUAUGACACAUUCAUUCCAGUCAUCAUCUUUUUUCUUCGAUACUAUCAAUUUAAUUUUUUGCAUAAACAAAUAUACUUUCUCAAUGUGAAACAAAAACCAAAUCACCCUGCAUUGUACUAUAUUUUUACUAUAAAUAUUUCAAAUUUAAAUACGGGAUAAAUUUGAAUUCAUUAUCAUCUUUGUUCCAGAAAUAAUUGUUCAAUUUCAUUUUCAUUCUUACUUAACCUCUAACAAGCAGCACACAUUUUGUAUACUAAAAUGGAAUACGAGACAGUUGAAAAAAGUGUUAGAUCUCCAUUCUUCCAUAUAAUAUUCCUCUUUUAAUGGUAUUAAGUGGUAUGGCACAUUAAAAUGUACAUAUAUGAAAAGUGCAUUUCAUGAAAUAGUUAUUUGUAUACUAUUCGUAUUUCAAUAUCUGUUAAGAAUGAAACUAAUAAGGAUUUGCGUUUUGAAAGUCCAUAAGUAGUAAGUGUUACACAAUUAUUGUACAAUGCAUUUGUCUGCGAGAUUACGAUACUUUAUCUUAUUGUGCUUUUACAUUUAGGUCCAUGAAAAAUGCUCAUUAUCUAGAGCAUUCUUUAUUUUAUAUUUAUACACUUUCUUUCCUCAGGACAGGAUAAUUGAUAAACACGUAUUUGAUCAGUUUGAAUUGUAAUGUCAGGUAAUGCCUUUAGAUUAUAAUUCUAUCUUACACUGAUGUAACACCAACGUUGAACGAAGGAUGUAGUUGCAACGGGUUUCUACAAAAUAAAAUUGUUUUCAGAAG